AUGGCCUCGUCCCCUGGACUGAAUGCUGACACGUUACCCCUGCUUCAGCUUCAGGAAGUGGACUCCAGCAAAGCAUCAGAGAGGCCAACGUCCCCUGGACUUCUACCCACCAUGUACAGUCCUCCUUUGGGCGUGGACGGCCACACCGUCUGCAUCCCUUCCCCGUACACGGACAGUAGCCACGACUACAACCACGGACACGGACACGGACCUUUUGCUUUCUACAGUCCAUCCGUGCUGAGUUACACCAGGCCGCCGGUCACUGACAGUCCCUCGUCCCUGUGUCCACCUCUGAGCCCGUCAGCUUUUUGGCCUUCACACAGCCACCACAACAUUCCCUCUCUGACUUUGCACUGCACCCAACCUCUUGUCUACAACGAACCCAACCAGCACACACCCUGGUUGGAGCCGAAAGCCCACAGCAUCGUCCCCAGCAGCUCUGUCAUCAGCUGUAACAAGUUACUGGGGAAGGAGAAAUCCUCCUCGUGUUCGUCUGCCGUGGGGAAAGCCGACAUGCACUUCUGCGCCGUGUGUCACGACUACGCCUCCGGAUACCACUACGGGGUGUGGUCGUGUGAGGGUUGCAAGGCCUUUUUCAAGAGGAGCAUCCAGGGACACAAUGAUUAUAUUUGCCCCGCUACAAAUCAAUGUACUAUCGACAAGAACCGACGUAAAAGCUGCCAGGCCUGCCGCUUACGGAAAUGCUAUGAAGUGGGCAUGAUGAAGUGUGGCGUCAGACGUGAACGCUGCAGCUAUCGAGGAGCCCGACAACGCCGGGGAGGAUUACAGCCCCGGGAUGCGACCGGCAGAGCUCUAGUCAGAGUCGGAAUGGGUUCUCGCGCCCAGCGACACCUCCACCUGAGGACGCCCCUCUCCCCGCCCGCCCCCCUCCCUCAGCAGAACCACGCGCACCACGCGGCCAUGAGCCCGGAGGAGUUCAUCUCCCGUAUCAUGGAGGCCGAGCCCCCAGAGAUUUACCUCAUGGAGGACCUGAAGAAACCUUUCACCCAGGCCAGCAUGAUGAUGUCGCUCACCAACCUGGCCGACAAGGAACUGGUCCUGAUGAUCAGCUGGGCUAAAAAAAUCCCCGGCUUUGUAGAGUUGAGUCUAACGGACCAAAUCCACCUGCUGAAGUGUUGCUGGCUGGAGAUCCUGAUGCUGGGCCUCAUGUGGAGGUCGGUGGACCAUCCUGGGAAACUGAUCUUCUCUCCAGACUUCAAACUCAACAGGGAGGAGGGUCAGUGCGUGGAGGGCAUAAUGGAGAUUUUCGACAUGCUGCUGGCGGCAACUUCUAGGUUUCGGGAGCUCAAGCUGCAGAGAGAGGAGUACGUCUGUCUGAAGGCCAUGAUCCUUCUCAAUUCCAAUCUGUGCACAAGCUCUCCUCAGACGGCGGAGGAGCUCGAAAGUAGGAACAAGCUUCUGCGCCUCCUGGACUCUGUGAUUGACGCUCUGGUCUGGGCCAUUUCCAAACUGGGCCUGUCGACCCAGCAGCAGACUCUGCGCCUCUGCCACCUCACCAUGCUCCUCUCCCACAUCCGCCACGUCAGUAACAAAGGAAUGGACCACCUGUCCACCAUGAAGAGGAAGAACGUUGUGCUGGUAUAUGACCUCCUUCUGGAGAUGCUGGACGCCAACACGUCCAGCAGCAGCAGCCAGACGGCCUCGCCAUCACCAGAUUCUGACCCGAACUUCUCUGACCAGCAACAAUAUCCCCCGCCGCAGCCUGACUUUGACCAGACCAUCGCCACGAAUCCCAGCUCGCACAUAAGGGGACCGCCCGAUGACCACGUCCUGGACAGGCAUCUCCAGGCUCACCCCCGUCCAUCUCCACCUUCACCGCAUAGUUUAGUGGGACCUCAAGUCAACAGUGAUGAUUUUAUUCAACCGGAGCAGUGGUCACUGGACACAGGAGAUGCAAGUUCAUCAGACGAGCCAAUGGGCUAUGUUAUUCCAGAUCAAGUUGCCAUGGAAACUGCCUUAGAGGGGUGA
Messenger RNA from Menidia menidia (Atlantic silverside), 1989 nucleotides. NCBI's taxonomy places the organism in Eukaryota, Metazoa, Chordata, Actinopteri, Atheriniformes, Atherinopsidae. The record is from the annotation of a GenBank genome assembly.